CCAGAAUCGUCAAUUACGGACAGACAGAAGCUUCCAAGGGGCUAUCGACAGAAAUGUCCACCGCUGAGGGAGAGUCAUCGAGAAACAGAGGCCGGCCUCGUAAAGUGCCGACCGUGGCUCCGGACACGGUACGACGGACGCAGCUUCGAGAAGCCCAACGGGCGUAUCGGUCCCGACAACAGUCGCUACUUGCCUCGUUAAAAUCUCGGGUUGCUAGACUGGAAGAUGCAUUUGGACAACUUAAUCAGAUCAUGGACUCAUUCGACGCUCAAGUUAUCAAGCCAAGUGCUCAAAUGUCCCAUGCUCAGCUGCUCCAGGCUGUGAAGCUUUUCCAAAAUGAGAUCUGCUUCCAAUUAGAAAGGGCCGACUCUCAUGCAUCGCCCAAUGAAGGCAAGGAACGCAGUUCAACUACUACCCAAAGUCAGGAACCCCAACAAAGGUCCAGCGACAGACCGUCGUCCUCGGACCCUUGCCAGGUCAAUAAAGAAACUACUAGUGCCCCAACAUGGACGAAAGAGAAGGCGCUCUCGUCUGAUUUUUGGCGUCGCUUUUUGGGCUCGUCUAACGGCAUUUUGCCGCCGGUUGCAUCUACGGCUCAUGAGCCUAACGCUUACAUUCGUGAGACAUCUUCUGUAGACCGUGAGGACCACGCCAUACAAUACACGACUUCAACAUUCACAGAGAAUCUCUACCGUACCUGCGCAGAAAAUGGGUAUCGGCUGGUGUGCAACGACACAGUGACCGACGAGGAGAUGCAGCCGCAAUUUGGGCUGGUGUUGCAAACGGUCUCACGAGAGCAAAUCCGACUCUAUUUUGAGCGGGUACUCCAGAUGAAACCAUGUAAUCCCGUACAUGACCGUCGGUUUCCUUUUAUUAGUCUCGGUGGAGCGGGGACGCAUUUCCCUUCCGCGGGGCAGGACUCUCGUUCUCCGAACCUUCUUCUCUUUCGUGAAACGAAUGGCGUGCUGGCGAUUCCCAGUGAUGACGACUGGUUUGAUAUCAAGGAUAUGGAAGGGUUCUUGAUGGAGCAGGGCAUCAAAACUGAGGAGAGCUACCGAGCCUCGGUUACUUAUUCAUCUCGUACUAAUAGCAAUCCAAGCGUGAGGCCUGAAUUGUUACUCCCAAGUGGUAACAUCGUUGGGUCAUCUGAUUUAAAUAUUCAUAGCCAGAGUACCUCCAGGAAUGUGGUUAUGGUCCUGGACGAGGCCACCGUCAUUGAUAAACUAAGUCGGCUCUGUAUCUGUCUUGGUUGCGUUGCUGGAUUUCGCCGCUCUGAUGUUGAAAACCUAAUAUGGCAGCAUGUUAGUUGGAAACCAAUCUAGUUUGGGGACCACACAAGUGAAUGCUGAACAAGCGUUCUACGUCCAGAACCAACGGUCACAGCAUCUAUAUGUAUUAACAAGGACAGCGAA
Messenger RNA from Aspergillus caelatus, 1412 nucleotides. Its product is annotated as bZIP transcription factor. The transcript has 3 exons. Gene Ontology annotation, molecular function: DNA-binding transcription factor activity. The record is from RefSeq and is a predicted model, not a curated record. Lineage: Eukaryota; Fungi; Ascomycota; Eurotiomycetes; Eurotiales; Aspergillaceae. Gene Ontology annotation, biological process: regulation of DNA-templated transcription. The coding region runs from base 54 to 1322 and encodes 422 amino acids.